CCCACAGGGUGAUAACAGAGGAUAUGUCAAUUUUGAGAUUGGCGAGUAUUUGAAAACGAUUACUAUUACUUUCAAUGACUCGCAAUACGAAGCUACAGCAGUGUCAUUGAAUUUAACACUUACUUCCAGUACGUCAAGUAGUCUUAGUAAUACGGAGUGUGAAGUCCAGUUUGAUGACAAUGGUGACGCUGGGAAUUUGAGUUUUGAAAGUUCUCAGAUGACUGUAUACGAAUAUAUGGGGUCGACGGGAGUAGUUAUUGUACGCAAUGGUGGAGUCAGUGGACAAGUGUCGGUGACACUAAUAUCAACCAUCAGCUCUAGUAUUCGUGGAAACCGGCUACAAAAAGCUGUUACUUUCGCGGAUGGCGUUGACAAUGCGAUCGUGCUCGUUAAUAUCCGUAGCAGUAGCGCAUACGGAACAAGAAGAUUCGUCUUAACGCUUACGAAUCCUACUAAUGGCGCUAGCGUGGAUAGUAGAAAUCUGACUGUGACUGUACUGGAUCAGGGAAAUUUAAGUCCUCCCGGACGACCUCUACUCGCGCAAGUGUCGUCCACAGGAGGGUGCAUUGGAUUAGAGCUCGGACUUCCUACAUAUCUGGGUGGAUGGUACAUCGGUACGUCCAUAAUGUGGCAUAUUCGCGUGGGUACUGGAUUCAGCUACACAUUCGAGAAAAGCGAUUAUGUCGUAUCAUCGAUCAGUAGGAUUGAUGCGUGUGGUCUUGAUCUCAACACAAGUUAUACAAUUAGCGCUGCUCUGCGUACCGAUAGCGGGACUAGCGAAUCGAGGAUCAUUGACGGUUUUACUCAAGCACUUUCCACUCCAACUCAAGUUCUAGAACUACUCGCGAGCCCCGUUACCAGUGGAUAUGCACAAUUAUCUUGGAAAGCUCCGUUUGAUACAGGCGGUAUGCCGAUCACUACCUACGAGAUUACGGUUUUGAACAGGGCGACAAACGAACAACGGAUUAUUCAAGUGCCUGGGUCAAAUCUCACUGUGGCGAUAAGUUUCUUAUUAGCGUCUACAGGAUACAUGUUUACUGUUCAAGCCGUGAAUGAAGGUGGAUUGGUUGGACCGGAUACGCGUACCAGCGUGUGGACUGAUAGUGGCUCGUUACCGAAGCAACCUCCUGUCCCCGAAUUGAUUUCUGCUACUGGAGGAGCUUUACGUGUCCGUGUACUUGCUCCUGUCGAUUGUGGUGGUUCCUUUCUGAUGCAUUACGCGGUUAACGUUGCCCGGCAUACUGGAGGAAUUUUAGCGUAUCGUCAAUAUGAGUUGGGUACAGUUCAAAGCCCCUCGUACGACAGUAACGUCGCGAAUAUCUCUAUCUAUGGCCUGCUAUCGAAUUCAGAAUAUUUUAUUACGGUGUCCGUGGAGAAUACUCAGGGUUGGAGCUGGAUAAGUGAAGAGAAAAUUUACAAGACUACUGGCCCGACACCAGUUAGUGGAAUACCAGCACCAAUAGUAGCUCUAGAGGACCCAGGGGAGCUGACAUUACAGUGGAAUUCUCCUUUAGAUUCUGGCGGACUCGGUAUUGUGGGGUACAGUAUACAGUCACGCCACAAAUAUCCAAAUGGAUCCUGGUCGGUUCCAGAAAUUGUUUACGAUGUACGGACAUCGUUAGUUCGAACGGCGUUGAUCAUGAAUAUUGUGGCAAAUACCGAGUAUGUGUUUAGCGUCUCUGGUUACAAUUUUCGAACAUUGUGUCGCCCCGAUGAAAACAUCACACCAAGCGACGAACUUCAUAUCACGACCCAGAGCGCCUCUGUUCCUUCACAGCCGAAAAACUUUCGAAUGGUUCACGUUACGGGCGGAUCGAUUACAUUAGUUUGGGAUCCUCCUCGGUCAUCAGGAGGCGAAGCUUUAUUGUGGUAUCUCAUCAAAGGUGGCGUUAAAUACAGCCAACUUGAAGCCAUGGCAAAUGUCAGCGCUACUAUGAAUUCUCUCACGCUCUAUGGCUUUGAUGCGUCAACCUUCUAUGAGUUUGCGAUUGCUGGAGAAAACUCUCGAGGUUGUGGGUUAUACUCUCCGUCUCUGUAUGUUAGUACGGGUUCUGUAAGUGCUCCAGGCCCUCCAAAGUCCUUGCAUCAAAUACCAGUUGCUUCCGGUGGGAUAAUCAGACUAGCGUGGGAAGCCCCAAAGGACUCAGGAGGGGUCAAAAUACAGCAGUACAACAUACUUCGCGACGAUAACGUGGUUAGUGUGGUGAUAGCUGUCAAUGGGACGACAACAUUUCAAGAUCAAAACAACAUCCUUGCUAACAAGGACUAUAAUUAUUCGGUGUUUGCUUCAAACGAUGUUGCAACUAGCACAAAUCCAGCAACGAUCACAGCUCACAGUGGAGUCGCGUCUGUACCUGGAGCCCCAUCGGCUACUAUCGAAGCUGGCAGUGGAUUUAUAAGGCUGGAGCUGAUACCUUCCCCGGAUUCAGGUGGUAUUCCGUUUCUUCUCUUUGAUUUAACGGUAAUGCGGGGAUCAGUACCUGUGGAUUCCUACAACACUACGCGCUCCGUGUUCACUGUUACGGGGCUCUAUGCGGAUGUACUCUAUGCCGUUCUUAUCCAGACUGUGAACGCGAGAGGGAAAAGUAAGACGACUACAUUAACUACCAGCACAACUGCUGCUACAAUUCCAGAUAAAAUGUCACUACCGAGAUUGGUAAAUGUGACUGGAGGCCGUUUACAAUUUGAAGUUUUGCCACCGCCGAAUUUUGGUGGAAGAGGCGUUGUGGAGUACAGGUUUUACGUGAAUGAAACGCUGAAUGAAGCGAUAAGGAACUCGGAAACUGCGUACGACGUAGUGGGUUUAACGGCACUUACAUUUUACGCAGUUGCUGUAUCAGCAACGAAUGUUGUUGGAGAAGGUGAGCAGAGCGAUUCACUAAUUGUUACGACAGACACGGUUACCGCACCUGGACAAGUUUGGAGUUUAAAACUGAUCUCGAAGACGUAUGAAGCAAUUGAAGUGGAGUGGAUGAUGCCCUACGACACAGGCGGAAAUGUCACUGCUGUCCAGUUUGAUGUUGAGAUUAACUCCAGUACAAGUGAUAGAAAUCUGGUCAUCAGCACAACGAACAGGGUGGCACUAUCGGGACUUGAGCCUGCGACACUGUACACUAUUCAAGUUCGUGCGUUUAAUUUAAUUGGAGAGGGACCAUGGUGUACCAGUAUUUCUGUGACGACUGAUCCAGUAUCACCUGGAGUAAUUGAUUUUGAAAAAGACGCAGUUGACGUUCUCGAAGAUGCUGGGUCAAUCACUCUUACGCUAAUUCGUUCUAUGGGUGGCUAUAUGCCCGCAACAUGUACGUUUACUACAGUAGAUGGAACGGCAAUUGCCGGUGAUCAUUACGUUCAGACCAGCGGCCAAGUCAAUUUUAGUCGAGGUACGAAUUCUCAGCAGAUAACUAUUCCUAUUAUCGAUAAUGGCAUGACCAACGACCCAGACCAAUACUUUUCUGUAUCAAUCGAGGAGUAUGACAAUGAAUCUGGUGCUAUUGGAGAGAUCUCGUGGGUGAAUGUUACCAUAACUGACGACGGAGACGCUGGUGUUGUAGCGUUUGAGCAAGCUCUUUAUACUGUUUCUGAAUCCGUGUCGACGCUUACUGUAACUAUUGUGAGAUCAGGGAAAUUCAGCGGUAGCGGAACCUUCGCGAUAAAACCAGUUGACGCAGAUAAUGGUGCCAUUGAAGGCGUUGACUUCAAAAUCCCAAGCGAAUUGGUUAUUCUUUCCGACCAAGAGACUCAAUCAUCGUUCAAUAUUACAAUUAUUAACGAUUCAACCUAUCAGGAAAGGAAAUUAUUCCGACUAAAGCUUGACGUGGUAAGUGGACGGGUUGCUAUUGCUGAUCCUGCUGCUUUUCUUACGAUUGAGAUUUUAGAUGAUGGAGAUGCGUCACCACCGGGUCUACCCACUAGUGUUCAAGUAAUUGCUGUUUCUGGUGGAAUGAUUAACUUGUUGUGGGUAGCUCCAGAGUAUCUAGGAGCUAAAAAUCCUGGAGAAUUGUCGUAUUCUGUUCGUGUGGUGGAAGUGCAAAGUGGAUCGACAUGGGAGCAGUCCAUAAAAGCUUUGAAUUUGUUGAUUCCUCAGCUGAAAUCUCGAGCUGCGUACGGAUUCUCGGUUGCGGCAAAAACUGCUUUCUUUCUGGGCGAAUACACAUCCUCCGUGCCUACCCUAAUGAAAGAACCUACGCCUCCGUCGAGUCCCAUGGGCGUUCGGGUAUUAUCACAAACAGGAGGGAUGGUUACAUUGUCGUGGUCUCCUCCAUUUGACUCGGGAGGCGUUGAUAUUACCAGCUAUCGGGUGAAUAUUAGCACCAGCGCUGAUAACAAAACUUUAGGAAACUACAUCACGGUCAGAAACACCAUAUCGAUUGGUAAGCUCGAUCCAGUUACAAACUACUGUGCUACGGUUGAAUCCAUUAACAGCUAUCAAUAUGUUGGAGAAGCGAGUACGACUGUUUCAUUUACUACGACCAGUGCUUCUAUGCCCGGAAAGCCUACAUCUUUAGUGAUUACAAAGGCAACUGGAGGUGCGUUGCUUGUGGAGAUGGCUCCCCCACUGGAUACUGGAGGCGCUCCUAUUUUGUAUUUCACGUUAUUCAUGACAUCCGCGCAGUAUCCGACUGUCUUCCGUCAAGUAUACCAAGGUGCUACAUCAUCAUUUUACGCAACACGACUAUUGUAUUCUACAACAUACAAGUUUCAGUACAAGGUGACCACCAAAGUGGGCAUGAGUGAAUUGAGUGAUAUAUUUGUUGCGGCGACAAAGUUCUUGACACUUCCAGAUGAAGCGCAAAACCUUGCAAUAGUGUCUCGAACAGGAGGAUCCGUCACACUGUCCUGGACGCAGCCUGUGGAUUUUGGUGGAACUGACAUUACAGCGUACGAUGUGGCUUUUUUCUUGGGAUAUGAAGUCAAGUCUCAAUUCCAACAAAGAAUAUCAGGAGUCAGUGUGAAUGCAACGCUAGUUACUGCAAAAGUUGUGGGGCUACAGGCUAAUUCCACGUAUGGAUUUUCCGUCUCGGGGGUCAACGAUGUAAGCGUUUGUGAAGAUCCAUCCGCUAUACGCAGUCGUACAAUCCUGUAUAGCCGUACAAAUCCAGCAGUCUCUUUACCAGACACGCCUCGCGGUUUAUCAGUGGUCUUCGUAACGUCUGGGACUCAAACGAUACAAUGGAUAGCAAGUGAAGACGCUGGAGGUGGCUCAUUUGUCGCGUAUAUCCUGUAUUCGGACACUGAUACUGUCCUGUAUAACGGUACAAGCACAACGUUUACACGUGGGUCACUGGUAAAGAGCACAGUUUACGGUUAUACAGUGUGUGCGUGGAAUUCUGCUGGGUCUGGUGUACAGAGCUCGCGUAUAUUUGCACGUACGAAAACCGAUAUUGUUGCUCCCAGUCAACCGCUUAACCUAGCUCAAACUAGUCAUAGUGGUGGCUCAAUCGGGUUAACGUGGCAAACCCCUUUGGACAGCGGCGGAGACACAAUUUCAGGAUACAAAUUGUUUCGUAACGGUACUUGGAGAGCAGAUAUUGUAGCUGAUAGUGCAACCAUGACGUAUCUAGAUGAUCAGGGGCUAGCGGCUCUACAAUACUACGUGUAUACCAUACGUGCGACGAAUUCGAUUGGCCUUGGUGCUGUAAGUGAAGUUCUUAUUGCUAGUACAGCUAGUGCUACCGUUCCAAGUGCACCAACCCGACUUGAUGUUUUUGCCAAGGGUGGAAACCUCAGUGCAACCUGGUCACCUGCUGCAAAUUCAGGUGGUAUGCCACUGACUUUUUUCCGUCUGGUGGUGAAAGAUGAUACCGGUGUUGUGUUGGAUGAAGUUACAGCCACAACACAAGUAUCCUAUAUUACGUAUGGCAUAAGAGCAAACACAACGUACACUGUUCUGUUGACUUCUGGAAAUGAGAUUGGUGAAAGUUCUGCUACAACACAAACCAUCAUGAACGGAGCUGCCGUUCGGCCAGCCACUCCACAAGUACCGGAACAGCAUCUUGAGAUGACUGGAUUAGCACGUUGGAUGAUCGUACUGAAGUUGUAUUUCCCGAUUGAUAAUGGCGGAGCACCACUUAAGGGCCUAAACUUGUAUCAAAAUGGGUCGAGAAUUCGAACAGUAGAUGCUACUAGUCAAACUGAACCGGGAGACACAACGAUACGCUUCACUUUGGUUGAAAUAGGACCUUUACAUGCUGGUUUUACGUAUCAUUUCUCGACUUCCGCUCUUUCUUCGGUGGAGACAAUUGGAGAAGGUGGUCGUAGUGAUACAGUUAAAAUAGUCAUGGAUCCAGCAAAUCUUCCUUCUGCACCAAAUAAUCUUCGGGUGGUGCUGCGAACGGCAUUUUCAGUAUUCUUUGAGUGGGACAAAUCAGAUGAUAAGGGAGGCGACGAUGUCGUCUAUGAGAUCGCUUUUAAUAAUUUAAACACGUCGGAACCCGGUCAAGUGGAGACGAACACUACAGCAGUCGAGGUCUCAAAACUAAUUCCAGGGAAUGACUAUUUGUUUCGAGUUCGGGCUCGAAACUCGGCGGGAACGAGUGAUUGGACAUCAGAUCUACCAGCUCAAACAGAUGUUACACAACGCGGUGUUAUCACGUACAAACUGGCAUCAUCGACUGUGUUUGAAAAUGUUACGAGUGUGACUGUACAAUUGCUUCGUGUAAACGGGUCUUCAAGUACAAUUACUUGCAAGUAUUCCAAUACUUCAGGCACUGCUAUCUAUGGUCGAGACUAUAGUUUACCACCAGAUUCUGAACACUCUUUCACGUUUGUUGGGGAGCUCAUAGAAAAGAGCUUUGACGUUCAAAUCAUCAAUAAUGAUAUCUAUGAGCCGAUCCCGCGGACAAUAGGUUUAACACUCACUGACACAACCCCGGAUCGCUCCGACCCAUUCCCGCCUACACCUAUAAUAGUCAUAAUUGUGGACGACGGGGAUGCCGGAAUGAUCAGCUUUGUAGUGACUGAGGUGACCGUCUUGGAGAAUGCUCGAAUUGUAAGUCUACCAUUGCAGCGAGAAUACGGAAAGAGUACAGCAGUGAGCGUCCAAAUACUUGUGUAUACUGGUCUGACCAGCACAACUCAACCUGACAUUGGGUUUCGAUUACCAUCCACAACUGUGGACUUCGUUGAUGGUCAGACGUCUUCAUCUGCGAGUAUUGUGAUCAAAGACAACGACGUAUAUGAUUUCCCGUACUUGUGCUUCUACCUUACGCUAGAAAUUGCAGCAGGCGCGGCCAGAAUAGGGACAAAUAACGUGAUUAAAGUGGUGGUACAGGAUGACGGUGAUCGUUCUAUGCCAGGAGCGAUGAAAGCUCCAACACUUGACAAAGCGACAGGAGGGAUGUUGAGAUUGAAGUGGGAACCUCCAGUGAAUGUUGGCGGACAAAACGUCUGGAUUACUGGAUACAACGUUUCUAUUCGUACUGUCAAAGGUACAACUUGGAUAAUUACGCCUACUAAUGCUACGGUAAUACCGUUCGGAGGGUUAAAUGUGCUUACGGAAUACAACUUCAGCAUUUCAGCUAUCAACAGCAUUGGACGUGGAGUCGACAGUUCAAGUGUCACCUUUUCUACGACAAAAUUAACAGCACCAGGACCACCUGAACAUAUUGCAUUACUGAAUCGCACGGGUGGCUUACUCACAGUCGCGGUUGCUCCUCCCAGUGACUCUGGGGGAGCGUCUAUAACAGGAUACGUGGUACAUCUGGCGGAACAAGGCAGUGAUUUCAAGAUGGCUUAUAAUGGCACUGGACAUCUAUCAUCGAUAAUACCAGUUAGCGUGACCAAGCCCAAUACUGCAUACAUCAUACGUGCUCAGGCCAUUAAUGUUGUCGGAGUUGGUGAAAUGUCUGAGCCCUUUUCGUUUGAAAGUGGACCACUAUCACGUCCUGGACCACCUCGACUCCCCGCUAUACAAUCAUCGCGGACAGGUGGAGCAAUAAAGUUGGACCUCUUGCCCCCGCUCGACACAGGUGGACAUGAAAAUAUUUCGUACAUGAUUUACUACCGCAAACAAGGUCUUCGGGAGAGAUUUCGUCAAGCUUACUACGUAGCGAAUGGCUUGAAGAUCACGAUUUUCCGUUUGGGGGCGGAUACUACCUACGAUAUGGUAGCGGUAUCACACCUUGAAGACUCUGCAAACGUAAUUACUUGGGGUAGAAUUUCUGUCUCCGAUUCUCGGAUCACUCUAUCGGACAAUGUGGCGACUGAGAUUGUAAAGAGCGGGUACUUCGACUUUGGCGGUUAUUUGUUCGAGGUUGACACAACACAAGUCCAAUCUAACAACACCAUCGCGUAUUCAGCGUCAUUAAGCACCGACUUUGGAGCUAUAGCCGCCUCAAGUCUGCAAAAUGGUGACGAAUACGACGUUUUUGUGCGUGGGCCCUACAGCGAUGUGGCGAACUAUACUACAGUGGCUCCUACCCGACCUGGAAUGCCACCAGAACCCGAUCUCGACUAUGCCACAGGUGGUGCACUUCAUAUACGCAUUUCCUGGCCAGAUGAUACUGGUGGAAUCCCUAUCACCGGUUACGAGUUUUACAUCAAUAACAAAACGGUGGAAGGAACGCUAUACCAUUACAUAUCGCAAGGUGACUUCGAACUUAAAGUUACUGUGGAGAUUGGUGGAUUGGUACCCGAAAACAAUUACAGCUUCUACUAUAUCCCACUGAACGACGCAUCAGCUUGUGCUGGGGAUGACGAAGAUAUUCCAAAGCAAGUCAUAUAUUCGACAGAUGUGGCCUCGAAGCCAAUGCCAAUUCAGCUGAUACGAUCAACAGGUGCCACCGGUGGCGGGAUUCACGUGGAAGUAAAACCUCCGAAUGACAGGGGAAGUGAUCAGAAUCUGACUUACCAGAUAUACAUGAGUCUAAGUAGGUCGAUCCCAAUUUGGACGCGGAUAUACAACGACAAGGACAUCAGCUAUUGGCAAACAAAGCUGCAGAAAGUAACGGAAUAUUUGUUCAUGGCUUCUUGCAUGAACAAAGUUGGAUACUCUAGUAACUCGUCUAUUUAUCCACUACGAACAACCCUCAUCUCGGCGCCAGGUCCUCCGGGCGACUUGACACUGAUAAACGCGUCGGGUGGUAUGAUAAAAUUUUCGUGGAAAAGCCCCGAUGAUGACGGUGGAAGCCCGAUCACUUACUACUCUAUUCACGCACAGGAUACGAGUGGGAAUCCUGAACUGGCAUUAGAGUCACUUCUACCUGAAAUAAGCUUCGGUGGACUACUAGCAAAUCGUGUGUACGAAUUCAAGGUGUUUGCUGGAAACAGUUUGGGAAUAGGAUCCGACGCUAGCGUCAAAAGAUUUUCAACUACUUUACCUACGCCACCCUCACUGCCAGGCGAUCCGGUUGUCCUUCAAUCGUCUGGGGGUUCUGCUACGUUGGCAAUACAAGUCCCAAAUGAUACUGGAGGUGUUAACAUUGACGACUUGGUGUGUACUGUGUACGAGAACGGGUUUAAAGUCCCAGUAGAUGCAGUACGUCGACUACAGAAUAUGCCGAUUACCGUCUCAAGAACUCGACGCUUGGCAACGAUGGAAGUGGCUGCAGAUGGUGGAGGUUUUAUCUAUUUACAAGCUGGAGGACUUCUCCCGUCUACCGCUUAUUCAUUCACAAUCCAAAUAUCAAAUGAUGUCGGAGUUAGUGACACCACUAACGGUAUUGCCACAGCGACGUCGGUGGCUACUGUUCCAGGUGCUCCUGAUCCACCAACUAUUACCUUAGCUACUGGUGGUGCACUUACUCUAUCUUGGACAGAUCCAGUUGACACGGGUGGAGUCCCCUUAACAUCCUACCAUCUUAGUAUGGCAAGACUGGGCGAGGAAGUUGGGAGCUGCGAGGGCAUGAUUCGUACUUGCACGGUUGGAGAUCUACUUUCAAUUACGGACUACACAGUGACAAUAUUCGCUUACAAUACUGUCGGUGUGUCACCACCUAGCGAAGAGGUUACGUUCACUACUGAGCCGACUUCACUUCCACUAGCUCCUCAAGAUGUUCACGUCGCCGAGCUGUCGAAUACUUCCGUCACUAUUCACUGGGAUCCAUGCAUCGACUUUGGAGGAGGCUACGUUGACACCUAUCGAUUGAAUAUCGUACAGAUAUCAAACCCCAGCGUUACAUUUUCUGGUAUCACCCCAGUUGAUGAACAGAUCCUAACUAUCGAGAAUUUAACACCCCAGACUGAAUACACUGCCACGGUGAGAGCAGUCACUGGUGCUGGAGAAUCAGGAGAAGCGAGCAAGAUUAUCUUCUUCAGGACACCGCUCUAUGCCCAUCAGCCUUCACCGCCACAAGUUGGCUGCCAUUCACGCAAAGUGGCUAACGUUUUUUGGGAGGCUGAAGAUGAUGCGGUCAGCUAUCGUCUUUUCCGUGAUGGAGAAUUCUACGUUGACAAUGGAGAAGAUAUUACGUACGAGGAUGAAAUUGUGUUGGGCAAAACGUACAUUUAUCAAGUCCAAGUCAUCAGAUUUGACGGUUCUAUCAGCGCUCUAAGUGAAACCACAACAUUUACUGCCAUGACCCCAGUAUCAAGUGGCUUCGACUGCGUGGGUAACAAAGGUCACAUUCACUGGCACGACUAUAAAAACUUGGAUAGCGAGACAUGGACAAUCACGCCGCAGAAUCAAGCCGGUGUUUUGAUCAGUUUCUCUCUGUUUUGGCUUGAAUGUGACCACGACAGCUUAACUAUUAGUGUGACAAAAGGAGGCGUGACGAAGCAGCUGUGGAAGGGGGGAUGCCAUCGAAAAGGAGACUUUGUCGUAUCAACUGGACCUGGUCUGGAUAGUGUGGCACUGUCGUUCACAUCGGAUGAUAGCGUGGCUUACGAAGGGAUGGCUCUACAUUAUGAGACCGUCGAUGCAUCGGAUGCAGUAGAAUCUGUUUCAGCUCCGUGUCCACUGUCACCCACUGGAUUCUGUUCACUGAAUGGAGCUUGUCGAAAAGGUACCUGCUCGUGCUUCAGCGGUUUUAUUGGAGAAAGCUGCACCAAUGCAGUUAUUUGCCCUGAAGACCUAACAACGUGUACAUCAACGACGUGUGAUCCAGUUUGCCUCCAUUCGCAGAAUGAUGUGAUUGUAGUAAGUGAGAAUGGGGAUGAUACUCAAGGAACAGGCGAGCUAAUGGAUACUUCUACAAGUGGAACAGACCCAAAAGCUGUCAAAUCGCUCCGUCGGGCUCUAGAACUCGCGACGUCCGGACAAACUAUUUUACUUUAUCCUGGUAUCUACACUGGUGUUGACAAUUGUGGAGUUACUGUAUCAACCGCUAGUCUUCUCAUUCGAGGGCUGAGAGGCCCGAUUCCGACAAUUGUUGAUUGCAAGAACAUUCUCCGUGGAUUAAUUAUUAUAAGUGAUGCUGCGCCGAACAGACUGGAAGGAUUUAGAAUACAAAAUACUUUAGCAAGCACCGAUGGUGGCGCAAUUAAAGUCACAGAUACAGCAGUUGAGAUGAAGAAUAUGGUCAUCACGAAUGCGAACUCUCGCCAGAAUGGAGGGGCCAUUUACGCUUAUCAGUCUCAGCUGACGUUUACUAACGUGGAGAUCACAAAGUGUUCUGCUGCUAAAGGUGGUGCUAUUUUCUUGGAUAACUCGGACCUAAUUCUUGAUGACUCGAUCAUCACGCUUUCUUCAGCAAGUGAAGGUGGUGGUAUAUACGCGCAGAAUUCAGUUUCGGUUAGUGGUGACAAGGACAGUAACUUGUGGCAAAACCACGCUUCUAUUAACGGUGGUGGACUCUGCAUCUCUGGAUCCUUCACGGGUACAACGCUGAACGUUCUCGAGAAUACAGCAUUGGUCGGAGCUGGAUUAACAGCUACAAGUGGAAGCUCAACACUUUCGGGCAUGAAAGUCAUUGGCAAUCGUGCUACCAACCAUGGCGGGGGAAUUGCGAUGCUAAACUCGGCAAAUCUGGUGCUUCAGAACUCGACGAUACAAACGAACCAUGCCGAUCGCAAUGGCGGGGGAGUGUAUAUCCUUUCCAACGGCUCAUUUGAGAAUACGUUGGCAUCGGAGAUUUCCAACUGUACAGCAGCUCAAUUGAGUUCUUCGAUGUUCAAAAUUGCUCAGCAUCUAUUGGAGGUGGAGUGGUUGCACAAGAAGCUUCGUCAGCGACGAUGA
Molecule: messenger RNA, 12112 nt
Organism: Phytophthora nicotianae INRA-310
Lineage: Eukaryota; Oomycota; Peronosporomycetes; Peronosporales; Peronosporaceae
Exons: 14
Coding region: 218-12112 (3964 amino acids)
Biological process (GO): cell communication
Cellular component (GO): membrane
Molecular function (GO): protein binding
Source: RefSeq, a predicted model, not a curated record